This is a messenger RNA of Letharia columbiana, 720 nucleotides long. RefSeq lists its product as uncharacterized. The record is from RefSeq and is a predicted model, not a curated record. The transcript has a single exon. The coding region runs from base 1 to 720 and encodes 239 amino acids. Lineage: Eukaryota; Fungi; Ascomycota; Lecanoromycetes; Lecanorales; Parmeliaceae.
AUGGGCAACGCUAGUAAUGCCCGCACGCGCCUAUUCGGUACGUUUGCCUCGACAGAGACCGGGAUUCUACCUGGUGAGAUGCCACCGGCAGAGGACUGGGGGUACUACCGCUAUAAUAAGCGCUUGGGACGCUCGUUCCGCCACUUCGCCGGCGACAUGUACGAGCUCGUACACACGCGCGACGAGGCUAUUGAGCCCUUCCAAGGUGUAUUCUACUCCCUUCCCAACGUGGACUCUUACUCGAUGCAUAUACCGCAUCCCGCCCGCGAGGGCUGGUGGCGCUCGGCCGGACGUGUGGACGACGUGGUCAUCUUUGCCGACGCCAAGAAGCUCAACCCCAUUCCUUACGAGGCAGUCAUCGAAGAGCAUCCAGCUGUUGCGACGGCGUUGAUCUGCGGCACCGGAUGCACAAGGCCCGCGGUGCUGCUACAACCAAGGCAGUGGCCGCAGAACGACGAGGGAGAAAACUGGCUGCUCGAAGGAAUAUGGUCGAGCUUCAAGCGAGCGAAUGAGGCAGGACCCGUUUACGGAAGAUUGACCAAAGAGUUGGUGAUCUUGACGAAGAAGGAGAAGCCAAUGGCUAGGGCUGGAGGUAAAGAUACGGUGCAGAGGAAGCGGAGUAUCGAGCUCUAUGAGAAGGAGAUAGAGCUAGCGUACCAACAUGCUGAGAAGCUUGGGUUGAUCUGGGGCGAGGUUGCGGAUGCGAGCGGGUUGCUUUGA